GAUUUCACGCUCGAUUCUGUUUCGGAACGGAUCCUCAUCCGAACGAUGAUCCCUGAAGGCAACAGCUGCGAGCCACGCCCACUUUGGAAGGGAGCGUUCCUGUUAGCAAAGAGGAGAUGGUUGCAAUAGCAUAUCACGUUAUGUUAGCUCAAGCCACAAUGGUGGUUUGUUCAUUAUUCGGUGUUUUGUUUUAACUAAACACACUUUUGCUAGUAAGUAGUGUUUUAUCUCGGACCACAGCGGAAAGGAAAGCACACUGCAUGCUUCGGCUGCUUCCCUGGAAUUACACACCGCAGAAGACACAACAGUUGUGGUGGAAAAAGAUAAAAAGAGACAAUGACCCACCCCGGCAGCCAACUAACCUGAAAACCACGGCGCUGCUAUCAAGGAUCGAAGUUGCUCCCCGGUUAUGAGAGUGAAUGAACCCACAUCAAAAUGGAACUGUACUGGUAUAUCGUGGUCAUCGUCUUCAUCAUCAUCAAGAUCUUCUUCUACGUGUGCUGGUACCGCUCGAGACAGAGACAGUUGGCGGCGUACCUGAGCAACCCCCGCAAUGCCCAGAUCGUCAUCGUGGGAGGGAGGGCCUACCUUCAUCAGAUGUGCGAGAGACAGAGUCAAGCUUCACUGUGGCCGAGCUGGUACGGCGUGCAGGAGGACCUGUCGGUAGAAGAGCCCUCCACAGCGCUGCCACCUGCUCCGUCCUUCUCCCAGCUGGACAUGCCACCGCCGUAUGAUGCAGUCUCUGGAGAGGACGAUCUGAAGCCCCCCCCCUACAGCGAGUGCGCCGACGGCGGCGAGCCCAUCGCUCCUCAUCCCUCCCACGACACGCCCCUCAUCUCUGAGGGAAGGGGCCCCGUCGGCGUCAGCGAGGCCCCGCCCCCUUACUCGCAGUCACCCCCGCUCCAAUCCCGCAACAGACAGGACGGCUCCUCCGAGAGCCGCCCGGAGCCACACUCCGAGAACAGGUCCGUCUAGUCCAGUUCCCCGAUGCCGGGUUGCCUUUUCCCAGAUACUGCCUUCCUACGGACAAACCUCAGCGAUUGUUGCCGGGCCUUGAGACGCCAGUGUGCCGCUCCCCCCCCCCCCCUCUUCCCCCAACCUCUUCGACUUUUUUGAGUCAUCUGAUGAGUUUGCCGAUAAAAGAUGAACUCAGCAAGCCCGUGUGCCUCAGAACUUUGCCCAGCAGCUGGCGUCAGCGUGACAGCCCUGACGUCAGCGGAGCUCCAGCACAGGCAGGCGACGUUUAAGCCUUUUCUCGGAACGAAAACACGCUUCCAAGUGUAGCAUUAGUGUAGCGCAUUACACGCCUCUCGGAACAGCGUUUGAUGGAAUUAGGAAAACACGAGCCCCUUUUUAGUCACAGUCACGCUCUUCUUUUGGUCGCAGCGACACCAAAAUGAAUUGAAAGGAAGCUGUAAUUAGAUCCAAGACUCCUAAUUUACACCUCGUUUGCCUUUAUACACCACCAUGCUGGAUCACUUUCCGCUAUAAAGGUCCCAUGUAUGCCAUUUGUCAGCCAUUUUGAAUGCAUAGCAAAGUUACAGCUUUUAUUUUAAGAUGUGUAGUGAAGCAUGUUUAUUAAUUUUAUUUUAAGAAGCUAUCCUCGCUAUGCUCUCAAGUGUUGCGCGUAUACACGGAGUGAGUUCCUCAAGCUCGUUAGGAGCGUUUUCCUUCAUGACAUCACGAAAACCCGUUUGAGCGCCUCUAAAAAAAAACACGUCUAGGGACACGUGACUGGUAUUUUGCAUAAUGGGGGACAUGUUAAUAAGCAAGGCAGCGGUGCCCAGCUUCUAUAACUUAACAACACAACUAAAAACAACAAACGAGCAGUAAUUUUACAAGAAUAAAGUCAAAAUAUUUUGAGAAAAAAAAUAGAAAUUUUCAUAUUAUUUCCAAAAUAAUUAUUUUUGAAAUUUAUUAUAAUAUGAAAAACAAAACAAAGUUGUAAUAUUUUGAAAAUGAGGUUGGGAACUGUUAUGAGAAUAAUGCCAAAAUAUGCGAAUAAAGUCAGCAUUACAAGAGGAAAGUUAAAAACAACACCAAAGUUCAUACAAACGAUGCGUUUAAGGACCGUCGAAAAAAAGUGCUUGGCAAUAUAUCACAUAUCACAUCCAUCAUGGCGGCGUAUGAAGGCAAAUAGCCACAAAUGUUCCAAUACUACCCGUACAGCUCAUUUAAUAAGUGUUUCAUAUCGCUACCGGUCCAAAGUGAUAUACCAAGGCGUUCCUCUAGAGGGGGCUAACUUGCCAAUGUAUUGACUUACCCAAAGCAGCGCCCCCUGCAGUUUGAAUCUAUUUAUUUCAGCUGUGAUUAGUGGCCAAAGUCUGGCGUAUUGUUGAAGGUUGUGUGCCAAUAAUGGGGUGGUGGGAUGGUUCACCAGCAUAGCGGCUUCAUUCCUUCCUUGUUAUAUCUUUCAGGGCUUUUUUUUUUUCUAAUUUCAUUUCAUUAUCGCAAAAAGAAAAACGCCUAAAAAAAAAACAGUUUGCAGCUUUUUAUAAUAUCCAUUGAGUUA
Messenger RNA from Doryrhamphus excisus (bluestripe pipefish), 2512 nucleotides. The record is from RefSeq and is a predicted model, not a curated record. NCBI's taxonomy places the organism in Eukaryota, Metazoa, Chordata, Actinopteri, Syngnathiformes, Syngnathidae.